AACAUCUCACUCUUACUCCAUCAAUUUAAAAAAAGAAGCAAAGCCUGCUUAAAAAUGGGGUCUCUUCUUCCACUCCUCCUCCUCCUCCUCCUCGUCUUCAUCGCCCCAUUGUCGAAUGGGUGUGGUAUCACAAUCUACUGGGGCCAAAACGGGAACGAAGGCACGCUACAGGCCGCCUGCGCCACCAACAACUACAAAUAUGUGGCCGUCGCCUUCCUAACCACCUUCGGCAACGGCCAAACCCCCGUUCUCAACUUGGCCGGCCACUGCGAUCCUCCCUCCGGCACCUGCUCCAUCUUCGCCAACCAAAUCCGCUACUGCCAGAGCCUUGGCAUCAAGGUGCUCCUAUCCCUCGGCGGCGCAAUCGGCAACUACGGCAUCUCCUCCACGCAGGACGCCCAACAAGUCGCCGCCUAUCUAUGGACCUCGUACCUGUCCGGCUCCGGCGGGCCCCUCGGCAACGCGGCCCUCGACGGCGUCGACUUCGACAUCGAGUACCCGACCUCCACCCUACACUGGGACGACCUAGCCAGGGCGAUCGCCGCCUACAGCACCCCCCAAAGGAAAAUCUACCUAUCCGCGGCGCCCCAGUGCAUCAUCCCGGACCGGAACCUCGACGUCGCCAUCAAAACCGGGCUCUUCGACUACGUGUGGGUGCAGUUCUACAACAACCCGCCCUGCGACUACAGCGGUGGCGCGGCCAGCUUGAUCAAGUCGUGGAACGACUGGAGCGCGCUGCUGCCGGCAGGGAACGAGCUGUUCCUGGGGCUGCCGGCGGCGCCCGGGGCGGCGGGGUCGGGAUACAUUUACCCUGAGAACCUGAAGAGCGAGAUUCUGCCGGUGAUAAGGGAGACGCCCAACUAUGGAGGGGUGAUGCUGUGGAAUAGGUACAAUGAUGUUAACAGUGGGUACAGCUCGCAAAUUAUCGAAGAUGUAUGCCCUCCGGCGCUCGGAAAAUUUGAAGAAUUGGUCAUCUCUCAAGUCAUUUGAAUGGGAAAGUGGAAUUAAGCUGGUUUUCUUCAUUCAUGACUAGUGUGAAUGGAUUGUUAACUAAAUAAAUGUGAAAGCCAAGCUUGUAAGUUGUGAUCAACCUAAUGAAUAAAAUGCAGCUUGCACUUUUAUUUAA
Salvia splendens (bonfire salvia) is the source of this 1126-nucleotide messenger RNA. Its product is annotated as hevamine-A. The transcript has 2 exons. The coding region runs from base 55 to 990 and encodes 311 amino acids. Lineage: Eukaryota; Viridiplantae; Streptophyta; Magnoliopsida; Lamiales; Lamiaceae. The record is from RefSeq and is a predicted model, not a curated record. Gene Ontology annotation, cellular component: extracellular region. Gene Ontology annotation, molecular function: chitinase activity. Gene Ontology annotation, biological process: carbohydrate metabolic process.